Coprinopsis cinerea okayama7#130 is the source of this 909-nucleotide messenger RNA. RefSeq lists its product as hypothetical. The transcript is spliced from 5 exons. The record is from RefSeq and is a predicted model, not a curated record. Bases 1 to 909 code for a protein of 302 amino acids. NCBI's taxonomy places the organism in Eukaryota, Fungi, Basidiomycota, Agaricomycetes, Agaricales, Psathyrellaceae.
AUGCCCAAGUCACACUUCUACGUCCGCCCGCUCGAGGAACGCGACAUCCCUUCAGUGCUGCGAAUAUGCAGGAGGACAUUAGCCAACGACCCUUUGACGACUUACAUAUGCGGCUCCGAGUCUGAUUCCGAGCCUUCCUCGCCCAUCGAUAGCGAUAUCAAGUCGACGUCCGAGUCUGCGGCGUCAUCAUCCCUCCUCCUCCGUAUAGACGCCUAUGUUACUCUGCUUUUGUCAUGGGCGAGGUCGAAGGGUGGUGCCGUCGACGUUGUGUGUACGCGUACCAGGGUGGAUUCAGAUGAGGAUGGUGAUGAGGAUGGUACGGAAGAGACGGAAGUCGUAGCCGGUGUGGCGGCGUGGUGUCCCUCGAAUCGGCGACUCGGAACUUUCUCCUGGAGAGGGUUGUGGAGUUGUCAGUGGGCGUCCCUGGAAGCGUUGGGUUUGCUUUAUCGACUUGGAGUGUACCCCGCCAAGCGCCUCUUGUUCGAUUACCCAGCUCAGAGCUCAGACUCGUGGAAAAGAGUCAUACACGUCGACCCCUCCCUCCGCCUCGCGUAUGAGACGUCCUGGUCUUUAGAACUCAUGGUGACUGACGUUGGGUACCACAAACGAGGCCUAGAAUCAAUGCUUCUUCAAGCCCACAAAGCUCGCUCGGCGGUCGGAGGAGGUCCAGGAGCACUCCUCCUCGAAGCUACAACCAUCUUCGAGAUGAAAUACUUUAGAGAACUUGGUUUUGAGUUGACCUUUUUGCAAUCGUCCUGUCUCGACUCUCCGAGGCUUGACGAACUAUUUGAUAGAUUCAAACUCGACCUCGCCGGCGGCAACUCGGAUGAACCGUAUAGUAGCAGCAGCGUUAAUGGACCCGCGGCGAAGAUUGAAAUCUUCUCCAUGAUGCAGCUGGCUCGAACAUAG